CUAGGAUUGGCUUGGGCUUUUGGGGCAGAGGCGGCGGCGGCGGCGGGAUUUUGAUACUUGGCGUUUGUAUCAGCCGAUAGUAUUUUUCAUUUCAACGCGAAGGAGCAACAUGUCCACUGAAGAAGUCAAGCACGAAACUGCGGCCGCGGUCGCCGCCGAGGCCGAGGACCACGAGGACGCCGGCGUCGAGACGGGCGAGUCGGAGGAGCCGCAGGCUUACUUCGAGCCCGUCGUCAAGCUCAACGAAGUCGAGGUCGUCUCGGGUGAGGAAGACGAGGAAGUCCUCUUCGCCAUGCGCGCCAAGCUCUUUGACUACCGUGAGACGCUCCUUGACAAGGGCACGGGCACCAAGACGUGGUGCGAGCGUGGUGUCGGCAACGUCCGCUUCCUUAAGCACAAGGAGGCCGGCAAGGUCCGCAUGCUCAUGCGCCAGGAGAAGACGCUCAAGAUCACGAUCAACCACUUGGUCGAGUCGCGCGCCGAGUUGGGUGCCAACAUGGGCAGCGACCGCGCCUGGGUCUGGACGUGCUACGAUUUCUCGGAGGGCGUCGUCGAGGCCAAGACGUUCGCGCUGCGUUUCGCCAACGCCGAGAACGCCCAGGCGUUCAAGGAAGCCCACGACAACGCCAAGAAGACCAACAAGGCCCUCGAAGCUGGCGCUGACGCUGAGGACACCUCGGCCGGCGACGCUGCCGCCAAGGCCCUCGAGAGCCUUGACGUCAAGAAGGAUUAAUUUUACAACUACUGCAUGAACCAGUUCACAACUUGGAUAUGUGUUCCAUUAUUCGAAAGAGCUUCGUUGCGUA
This is a messenger RNA of Saprolegnia diclina VS20, 806 nucleotides long. RefSeq lists its product as hypothetical. Gene Ontology annotation, biological process: nucleocytoplasmic transport. Gene Ontology annotation, cellular component: nuclear pore; cytoplasm. Gene Ontology annotation, molecular function: GTPase activator activity. The transcript has 2 exons. The coding region runs from base 110 to 733 and encodes 207 amino acids. NCBI's taxonomy places the organism in Eukaryota, Oomycota, Saprolegniomycetes, Saprolegniales, Saprolegniaceae. The record is from RefSeq and is a predicted model, not a curated record.